Messenger RNA from Porites lobata, 5578 nucleotides. The record is from the annotation of a GenBank genome assembly. Lineage: Eukaryota; Metazoa; Cnidaria; Anthozoa; Scleractinia; Poritidae.
GAACUUAAGAGUUGCAGAAUCUAACAACAGCACUAGAAGGCCUGUAAUCUCCUUUCAAGAGAACUUCGACAAAUAAUAGCCCCUUGACUUAUUUGAACACAUGGAAAUAUUAUGGAAUUCUGCCCUAUUUUAUGCCAGUCAGAACCAGAUACAGGAUGUAACUUGAGACAUGAAAAUUUUGCAUGUCAACCCCCUCCCCUAGCUUCAAGGAAACUCUGUUUAAUUGUGAAGUGGUGAGUCUGGAUCACUUGGUCAAUUGUCUUUCAAAUCAGGGAAUAAAGUUGAAUCUUUUUUUGGUGUUAAUUUUUAUAUUUGUUGUACAUUCAGAAAAGCACUGCUGUUAGUAACUUGCAAAAUGCCCCCAAGGUAAUUUGCAUAAAUUGUAAAGAUGAUGUGCCCCUGACGUUAUGGCAAGACCAUCAGAUGAUCUGUGAGGGAGGGUCAUCCAAGGAGACAGGGGACAGAUGUGAGGUGUGUAAUGGAUGGAAUGUGAGAUUAAAUUUGCUUUAUGAACAUGUAAAAUGGAUACUCUUCUAUCUAGUGUCGCUUAGGUUUAUGAGUACAGUAUUCUCUAUAUUUACCAUAUUUUUUGUACCUGUAGUGUAUUCUUGUCUUAAUCAAAACCUAAAGAGAUUUAGUGUAUGUAAAAUGCAUAUCGUGAUAUCUAAGAUUGUUAUAUCAGGGUUGUGUCCCACACAAGUUUUUUAAUUUGUAGCCUGUAGUGAAUGGAAACUUUUUUCCUCUACUCAUUGGUUUUUUUAAUUGAUAUAUUUCCACUUGAAUUUAAGUUUUGAAUAAGUGAAGUACUUGUAAGAUACAACGAUCCAUUGUUGAAUUGUUACUUGAGUCAAAGUCAUUCAGUUAUAGCUAAUAGAGAAACCGAUAUACAUGCAUAGUGAUAGGGCUGUGCUUUUUUUAUUCCACAGGAGUCGAGGGAUGAUAGGGAUAAUUAUGUACAUACCCCAAUGGUCCAAAAGUCAAGCACAGAGGAGAGGUUUGCCUAAAAAACUCUUCCUUUAGUUACUCAUGCUUUAUUAUUAUAUUUAAUUAAUGUUUUUCAGUAUAUCCCAUAAAUUAAGGGUUAAUGUUUUUUUAAGUUGUUUUCCAAUGCCAAUACUGCCGUUUACAGAUUUAGAUUUAGCCAGAUUGGCUUUUUCCUGGCAACAUAAUAACAUUCACAAGUUUUUAUUUAUAGUUUACAGAAUACCUAAUAUGAAUUUACAUUCGUAUAAACAUACCUUAUUUCAACUCCCUUAAAAGGCUUGUCAGUUACAAGACAAGUUAGAAUGAAUAAUGAAUACAAGCUAUUUAAAAUAUAAUAAAUUAUUGAUUGGAAAGAAGUACUGUAAAGACUGGCAGAUAAGCCCCACCUUUUUUGCAAAAAUUUUCGAUCAAAAUCAUAGGUGACCAGGUGUCCAGUUAUUAUGCCUGAGCACUAAGCUUCAAACAGUCCACGCAACAAAACAGCAAAAUUCUAUGGAAAAACUGUCUUGAAUGGAGAAAUAAUACCUGUUAACAAAUACUAGAAUAAUGAAUAAUAUCAAUCAUAUGUCAUAAGUGGUGGACAUGAUGUUUGUUCUACUAAAGAGCCAAAAUUAUGGUUUCAUUGUUGGCGAGUUUACCUUGGAUGAAGACAGAAGACUUCUUAGACUAGACUUUUGGAUUUCUUUUGAGUUUUUGUCUUAAAAAUUUUUUUCCCAAAUUUGAGUUGCUAAACUUGGCAUGCGGCUUAUCUGCGAGUUUUUAGGGUAGUUUGAUAAGUCACCUUUUUAAAGACGUUAUGAUUCAGUUGAUUCCAUUAGGCAUAACUUUUCACACAUCUGUAAUGUUGUCUUAAUAUUAAAAUUUUAUUGUAGUAAAGAUUUAUCUUUUGGAAACUUGUUCUGCUUACAAAUAAUAUUGAUAAAAAUAACAGUACCUCUGUGGAAAGAAAUGAGAAUCAAAGACACAUUAAUAUACAAAUGUACCUCCACUUGCUAAUAAAAGGCAAAGAAACAUUCUUUUGAAAUCAAAAUACUAAGUUCUGACAUUUUUUUGGAUUUAAUUUAAGGCUAAGUGCAACAAGUCAGUUUUUGUGAUCUUACAUUACUUAGUUAUAUUCUACUAUUAAUGGGUUUUUAAUUAGAAACACCACGCAGCCAACUGGUGAAUUCUCUUCAGCAGCAGUACCUAUAAAGGUGAGUUGCUUAUAAUAACUUGAGAUGAGAUUUGAAAUGGAGUAGAAAAAGUAUUCACCAAAAACACAAUAUUCUUUCACUCUCAACAGUGGUUUUCACGUAAAAUGUUACUCUCAAUGUCAUCUUUUUAUCCACAGAACUUUGAUGAAAUGCUUGGUGAAAUAUUGGAUGUGAUCCCCGAUGCCAAUGAACAAGAUGUCAGGAAGAAACUCCUUGCUACGAGUUCUGUUGAAGAGACUUUAGACUGGAUGCUUGAACAACAAAGUAAUUACGUCUAUACAUUUUUUGCAACUUAGUACAUAAAUUUACUGUUUAUUUUUUAACUAAUAUUUAGAUUUGGGGUUAAAUUUGGUCUAAAAAACUGGGGUAAAGUUUAGCCGUGUCUUUAUCAGAUAUAAAGACACUUGUUAAACAUUAUUUUUUAUGAAUUAUUAGUGACUUUUUUAAAUAUAAAUACAUCAAUUCUUUUAUUACGGCAAGGAGCCCAAAAGUGUAAUUGACCACUCAAGAAAAUACCAUAACACACCAUUAAAUGCUCUUUGUUUGUCACCCAAAAUUUUGCAUAAGCAUUGUCUUCAGUUUCUCUUGGGAGUUAAAAUGGCCCCAAGAGAAACUGAAAACAAUGCUUAUGCAAAAUUUUGGGGUCUUAAACAAAGAGCAUUAUGGUAUGGUAUGGUAUUUCUGGAGUGGUCAAUUACCUUUCAUUAACUCACAUUUUUUUGUACAGAAAUUACCCAUUUAGAAGUGUAGGACAGUUUCCAGCUUGCUUCUGAUCGGAAUAUAUAUCUGUACAAAAGAAUAUGAAUAAUUCAAAAGUGGUCACACUUUAAGGCUCCUUGCUGUAACACCUAUGUUUUUAGACCACAUUCAGUGAUAUUCAGGGUGACUGACCAACCUCAAAUUGUGGUGUGUAUCCUGAAAAUUUGUGUCACUCUAUAUCGUUAUCUAAGCAGUGUUAAGAAAUCAGAUAAAUUUUAAUGGCAGAAAUAUUUGAAAAAGAAAAAAUGGAUGGGAAUUGGAGUAUUAGCUUCAAAAUUUCUUUGUAAACAAGUCAACUUCAAGUAGUUUGGUUUAAUAGGCUAGUAUGUAUAGCCUUUUCAUGUGCCUCAUUUAACAGUUACACAUGUGUUCUUUCCUAGACACAAUUUACCAGAACAGUGUAAUGUUAAAGGACUUAGACCCAAGUGAAGCCUUGGAAACUUUCCGGCAAGCCACAAUAAUGAAACUGCCCUACCAAACAAUAAGGAUAAAUCGAGAUUCCCCUCAUUUUAUUAGAGAGGUCUUUAAGUUGUUCAAGAAAGGCAUUGAUGUGAAGAAAGCACCAGAUGUGGAAUUUGAAGGAGAGGAUGGAAUGGAUGCAUCUGGACUGACCCGUGAAUAUCUGUACUUAUUGAUGUCAAAGAUUAGAGGAGGUGAUGGUACAACCGUUUUGUUUGAGGGACAGCCAGGCCAUCUUUCCCCUUUGUAUGACGUUGAUUGCCUAGAUUCUGGCUUCUAUUUCUUUGUUGGUCAGGCAUUAGCACAAUCCUUUCUCCAUGGGGGAUACCCAUUUGUUGGUAUGUCUCAAGCAGUUGCCCACUACAUUAUCACAGAUGACAUUGAUGAAAGUAUUCCAUUUCUGGCAGUUGAGGAUAUCCCUGAUCCUGAAGUUAGAGAUGUUCUCAAAAAGGUAAUGUUAAAAGCAUUAGUGAUCCGGUAGUACAUCUGAAGUGCUAGCUUGAAAUUCAUUUUACACUGCAUUUUAUCCAGUGAACUCUUUAUUCCAUUUAUGAACUAGAAAAUGCACAUGAGCAUAUACAAUAAUAAUUAUCAUUAUUGUAUACUCUCGUGUGUAUUUUCUACUGGGCUAUUUACAAUGAUUUCUGUUGCCAGACCAUAAUUUAUGAUAAGUGUGACCUUUUUGUUAGAUUGCAAGGGCAUCAAAAGAUGAGGACUUUCAGAACCUGAAUGCAGAUGAAGGGGUUAGUAACCUGUUGAUUCAAUGUGGUUUUGUGAACAAGCUGUUGAACAAACAGAAUUCACAGCAGGCAUGCCAGAGAGUACUGGUCCACCAAGUACUGAUGUAUAAGAAAGAUCCUAUACAGGAAAUCAGGAGAGGUCUGCAGACAGCAUCUAUUACUUCCUUUCUGAAAGAUCACCCUGCACUUUGGAAGACCAUUUUUGCCACAGCUGCAGAUGUAAAACUUCAAUCUGAUUUGGUGGUGAGAAGCCUCAAGUGUGACCCUUCAGUGGGAGAAUUGAAUGAACAACAAGAAACAAUCCUAAACUGGUGUAAGGAGUAUGUUGGUAAUCUUCCAUCUGACACAGGUACUACAAAGGUGUUAUAAACAUGUCAGGAAAAAGUGGUGGAUUAUGAUAUCUGCUAAUAACAGUAUAAUUUUCACGUUUACAAUCUCAUUUUUUCUUGUUUGGAAAUUCUGUCAUUUCUUUCAAAACGCUUGCAACUCUGAGCUUUCCUGCGGAUAAUUUUGUUGAUAUAGUCAGUUCUAUUAUUGGGAUGGUCACUUAUUGUGUCAAUUUACAGCCAAGGAAAGACAUACAGAAAGGCAGGGACCAAUAAUUUUACUCUAAGUGUGUGUUUUCUUUACAGGCAGUUUUUUGUCCCAUGGAGGUGACUGUAAUAAUAGGGAGUUGACUGUACAUCCCAGGUGCAAUCAACUUGAUACUGAAAAGAAAGACUUAACUAAACCGAACAUAAAGACCUGCAAAAAAAUUAAUUUAAAUAUUGAAAACUUAAAUUAUUCAGAUAUUCAAGUUAUGAGAAAACAUAGUAUUCGAUUGGGCUUGUUCUAUCUUCCAAGCAAUACAGAUUUCCCUUUACAGUCAACUCCUGAUAAUUCGAACCUUCAAGGGAAACAGAAAAAGUUUGAGUUAUCAAGGGUAAAAUUAUAUAGAAAAUGUUCUGAAGGGAAAUGAAAAUUGCUUCGAGUUAACGGGAGGUUCGAGUUAGAGAGGGUUCGAGUUACCGGGAGUCAACUGUACCUCAAGCAAUGAUUUUCAUACUGAAAUUCAAAUGCAAAAGUGGGUUUACUGUGCCAGUGAAUGAGAUUACCGAGUUUACAAUAAAGCCAUAUUAAAAAUAAAAAACAAAUAGCAAACAAAACACAGUUGCAAUAACUAGAGGUAGGCCAUAAAGAACAUUUUGUUUAAACAUGUAUUCUUCCUUCCCAGAAUCAGAUUCAUCAACCAUUGAGAAGUUUGUACAGUUUGUGUUUGGAGAACCAACCAUGCCGCCACAACCAGUUUAUGUUAAGUUUAACCGACCUGGAAAGAGCUUGCCUGAUGCUGAUGCAUGCACAGGAACCAUCAGCCUUCCAAUUGAUCACAAGAUGAAAAAGGAUUUUACAAAAAGUUUGGAUAUAGUUUUAAACUUUCAACACAAAGGAUUUGGUAGAUGCUGA